GGUUUAGCUGGAUAUUAGGAAGCAAUUUUUUGCUGAGAGAGUAAUCAGGCCUUGGAAUGGGCUGGGCAGGGAGGGGGUGGAGUCCCCGUCCCUGGAGGUGUUGAAGGUGAGAGUGGAUGUGGCCUCAGUGCCAUGGUCUGGGAAGCACGGCGGGGUUGGAUCAAGGGUUGGACUUGAUGAUCUCGGAGGUCUUUUCCAACCUGUCUGAUUCUGUGAUUCUCUGAUUCCCAUUCCUGUGGCAGCACAUGCUUGAGGCUCCAUCCCCAGGGGGAUAGAGAUGUCUGUCCAUAUCUAUCUGCAAGGUUCCUGUCCUUGAGCCCAGGCCCUGAGGUGAGGCUGAGAAGUGGCGCGGAGGUGAGCCCAGAGCUGUCCCUGAGGUGAGGCUGAGAAUAAGUGCAAGGCAGAGGUGCUGCUGAGGAAGGAGAGCCCCGUGGUGGGGAAGGCACAAAGCUGUGUUUGCCCAUCCCCGAGCAGGUGCUGUGUCCAUCCCCUGUGUGCCAGGAUUUCUCCUUCCCAAAGCUUGGGCGGAUGGAGGAGGAGGCUGCGAGGAAGAGGAAGAUGCCUUGGGCCCCCCAGGCAGGCCCCGAGCUGAGGACGGAGAGCCCGGAGGACAAAUCCCCCCGUGAGACCCUGGUGGGAGAGGCCGUUUUGAAGGGCUCCCCGGCGCAGGAAGGCAGCGGGGAGGAAAAGGGCCGGAGAUCCCCCCGCAGGAGGGGCUCCAAAGCCAGCCCAGGGUGCUCUGAGGAGGAAAGAGCCAGCCUGUGCCGGGAAGGCGGCCGGAGCUUGAGGGGGAGCUCUGACCUGGUGGUCCCUGAGCAGCCUCCCAGCAGGGAGAAGCCCUUCAGAUGCUUGGAAUGUGGGAAGAGCUUCAGGAAGAGCACCAAACUCCUCAUUCACCAGCACAUCCACACUGGGGAACGGCCCUACCCAUGUGGGGAAUGUGGGAAAUGCUUCAGGGACCGCUCCUACCUCCUCAAGCAUCAGCGCAUCCACACUGGGGAACGGCCCUACAGCUGUGGGGAAUGUGGGAUGAGCUUCAGGUACAGCAGCAAUCUCCGCAACCACCAGCAGAUCCACACUGGGGAACGACCCUAUUCGUGUGGGGAAUGUGGGAAAACCUUCAGGGACAGCUCUGACCUCCUCACUCAUCAGCGCAUCCACACUGGGGAACAGCCCUACACGUGUGGGGAAUGUGGGAAGAGCUUCAACGUGAGCUCCAACCUCCGCAAACACAGGCGCAUCCACACCGGUGAGAGGCCCUACAAGUGUGAAGAGUGUGGGAAGAGCUUCACCGAGAGCUCUACCUUGACCUCACACCAACGGACCCACCAGUAAGGGCCCCCUACGAGUGCCCCGAAUGCAGGAAGAGCUUCAGUCGCUGCUUCCACCCCGUGAUACCUUAAGCCCCUAAUGGUUUUUCAUUUUUCUAAUACUUGUAAGUUUUAUAAGUAGUGGAAGUAGACUCUAAAGGCAGCAUCCCCCCCUUCUUCCCUUAUCCCUUUCCCUCUAGCACCCUUGUUUACACAUUCCUUAACCCUCUUACCCCAUUCUAUGCUCCCUAUAUCACUCAUACCCCUGAAUACAGCAGAAAUGUUUAGUCUUUUGUCAAGGCAAGGCCUAGAUUGUUGGCAGAACAGCAUAUCAGGGCCUAAACCACAGAACACGGUCAAGAAUUGGGUGACUAUGUACCCUUUGUGCUCUGAUGAAGAUGAAGAUGGGAUGAACAGAGAGUCCCAAAACACACCCCAGACCCAUUUUCAGGGGGUGGACCCGGGACGGACCAGAGUAAAGGCCACAGGGUGGACACAUCUGGGAUUGGAUGGAUGGUAUUAUAAAAUGUAACAUCUCAGGCACGGCCUGCGUGCGUCUUGUAAGAUCUUUGCCUUGGCCUAAUAAACCCUUUCUUAUCUCACCCCUAAUUAAUUGCUCCGGAGAUUUUUCAGCACCUAACUCCCACGGCAACAGUUGGUGGCCCGUACGUUGGGGAAACCUGGACCGGGACUUCUUCAGACUGGAAACUUUCAUCGCGCAGGAAUUCCUCAACAAGCCGGCUUUUAUCUGAGAUAAUUCCCGCCCCGGUCUGAGAAGCCCAGCUCCACAGAACCCACGGAAGCAAGCACGGAGCAUAGAGGUGAGAUAAGAAAAGAACAAAUAAGGGAAAACGGUACCUGGUUGGUUAGCAGCUGCGGGAAAAGUUUGUGUUCCGGGAGAUAGGGAACACGGGUUACUGGAAAGUUAGCUUAAAGACUUGGGCCCGUUAUAGUCGCAAAAGUCGCUUUCCAGGCGGCGAACGGGUGGUUCGUCAGCACAGGUCAGGGCGGGUAUUCAGCCUAGGGGCUGUUCUGCUUUUGGAAGGGACGCCUUCUGGUGCUCUGACACUGUAGGGGAGCCGGUGGGGCUCCAGAGUCGGUGUGGUUCGCUAGUGGUUAAGUAGCUGAGAGGUUACGGUUACAGCCUCAUAACCCCAAGGUAACAAGUUUGAAUCCCAGUGUGUGACUGUGGUUUGGUUUUGUAUUUUGUAAUCAUGGGUUGUGUAGAUUCAAAAGUUGAGAUCCCUAAAGAAUCCCCCCUGAGAAUGGUUUUGAAGUAUUGGAAAAUUUUAACUGAUCCCAAUACAAGUUUAAGAAAAGAAGAACUUUGUAAACUAUCUGUAAGUGUAUGGCCGUUAUUUGGGCAGAUGAAAGGAGUAACUUGGCCAGAAUUCGGUUCCUCUGAGCUAGACACGGUAUUGAAGUUAAUUUCACUCCUCAAUGCGGAGCAAAAAUGGGAAGAGAUAAGGUAUGCAGAGUUGUUUAUGUUUCUGCUAACACGCCCUGGAUUGAGGGGAGAGAAGAGAAACGAAAGCUCAGAAAAGGCAGAAAAAUCGGGAGUUGGAAAAAAGGGGAAAAGACCUAGUUAAAACUACCCCUGUCUCACGAGUUUUAUUUAAAAACACCGGAGAAGAUUAUUUAGAUAUGUUGAUAUAUCUGACAGGAGAGAAAGUAGCCCGGGAGCUCCACAAAUUGGACUCCCCGCUGCAGCAGCAGCAGGGGGGGCUGGAACUGCCGGUGUGCUGGCUCCUGGACCGACUCUGGCUGGGCAGGCAGGAGCCAUUGAAGGACCCCCUGGUGUGGAUCUGGCUGCACCGGGAGGGAUUAGGCAAAUUAAAGCCUCUGGAGAAGUUAGCUCGAGUCCAGCGGGAGCGAGUUCUGUCGGUUUAGUUGGAGUAUGCACAGACGUGCAGAUAAGAUCAGCUUUUGUUGAAGCUGCUUUUAGCCUGACAGAGCCAAGCGGGAGUUACGCAGACGCUGCGGGGCUGGCUAGCCCAGAAAUAACAGGAGUAACAACAGGAGAAACUUCUGGCCCCACAUGGGCAAUGGUUGCGGGGUCUGCCCUGCCUGUUCCAGCGAACGGGGAAGCACUCUGUAGCUCUGCAGCUGCCAGCAGCUUUGCCGGAGCAGGCAAAAUUCUCAUAGCAACAGCAGAAGUGAGCUCCAAAGUAGAGGAACAAGUAACAGCUAAAGUUGAUAGUUGUAUCAGCAAUGGAGUAAGAACUGUGAAGGCUGAAAAGUCAGCUUCUGGUAAGAUUGCUUUUGGUGUAGUAACAUCAGAGAAAGUUAUUAUGGAUGCGGCAUCUGUUGCAGAAGCAAAAGAGAUUUUAGAAGUCACAGCGAAAGCGCCGCAGCAUUUGGCCAGUGUAGGGAUGGCGGCAGGCGUAGGAGUCACUGAUUCAGAUAGUAGCAGUGAAGCGAAGAUGUCGGCCCCAGGGGGGGCGGCGGCCCCAAAUGUAGAGGUGUUUGUGAGAGCGAGUAGCCCAGCACCACGGAUGGGUGCUCAGGUAGUUGAUUCUAUCGGUGGCGAUAGCGAUAUGAGAGCUGUAAGAACAGGGCUGCAUGCCCCGAGUGUAAGAGAGACCCCAAAGUUUGCUGUAGGCUGUACUGUUGUAGAGGAAAAAACAAGAGAAAUGAGUUGGGUUAAAAUGUGUGAAACCAGGCAAAAAGCAAAUGAGUCGCCCACAGAGUUUUUGAACAGAUUGAAAGAUGUUGUUAGAAAAUAUAGUGAUAUUGAUAUAGAAUCAGAAAUGGGAAAGAAACAUCUGGUAUACUUGUUUGUGGGACAGUCCACAAACGAUAUAAGGAGGAAAUUGCAAAAGGCAGGUGGUAGUGAAAGAGACAUUGAUGAACUAUUAGAUAUAGCCUGGGCAGUAUAUCAAGAGAGAGAGCAGAAAGCUAGUACGGUGGGCGGUGACGCGAGUAUAAGAACAGCCGUUGCCGCGGCAACGGAACUCCCGGCUCAGAGAGCAGGGGAGGUAUCUGGAACGGCCGUUACCACGGCGACAGAACUGGCUGGCGCGGUGAAGAAAAAAGUGUUGCCUGUGUGUGAUACAGUGAGGAUGCUGUGACAGAGAGAGCGAGAUUGGAGCAGGGAGCGAUCCCGAAGCUUAGAACUGUAGCGAGCACAGUAGGGCGGGGACAGGAAAAACUAGUCCCAGUUGUUGCUCCGACUAAUGAGGAGGUUUUGGCUCCUAUUAGUGUGGUCCAAACAGAGACGGCAAAUGCGAGUGCCGUGAAACCUAUGGGACCGUUGAGCGUAGCAGUGAGAGAGAGAGCUGGGGCUUCUGAUUUUGCAGGGGUGGCGGGACCCAAUUCUGCCCUUGCUGUUUCGGGAACCGCCCCAGGUGUGGCAGGCGCGACUGGUCGGCAGGGAACAAAGACACCGAGAGCUGCGAGAAAAGCGGGGGGGUAGCUCCUUCCCCUGUAACAUCUAACCCCAUGCAGGCAGCUGCAGUGGGUGCGAGUGCUGUAGAAAUUUUAAAGCCACCCGACGACUUCACAGUUGUUAUAACAAUAAAGAUGCCUGCUCCCAUAACAAGUGGAGCAGAGCCGAAAGCCAGAGCGGCCAGUGCCCAGCCUAUUCCAACGUGUAAGGGGGAAAGAGAGGACAAAAUCAGUGUAAAUUCCUGGCGAAAAAACUAAAACCCGCCGGUGCAAUAUAUGUCAUAAGACAGUAAGGUGAUGUUUUGAAAAUUAUGAGAGCUAUUUAGAUCCAAAGGGAGAAACUGAUUUGUCCCCAACAAACGAAACUGGGAAAAGAAACUCUCUACUAACCCUUACAUCCCCUGUCUUUUAAAACUGUCAUAGGCUCAUGACCUAUGAAAGAAUAUUUCCACUCUAUCCCAGUAAGGGGGAAUACUGAUCUAUUUUAAAUGUAAAUUAACAAUGUGUCAGAAGUUAACUGUUAACAGACAGUUUGUUCCAGCAACCAGACCUGAAGCUGUACCACUAAAAUUCAGGCUGAGAGCCAUGAGAAUAACUUUUAUGCAGAAGUAGACAAAUGUCUCAACUGCAAAUGAAAUACACCAGACCAAGAGUGAGUAGGUAAAAGCCUUCUGACACAAUUGAAAUCAACUUGCACUAAAGGUGGUACAGAAACGUAUACAUAUAUUGUAAUUAUUGUGUCUAUUUUGUUACUUUCUAUGUUAUAUUAUUUUAAGCUUCGCUUAUUGUUAGUUUAAUUGCUAAGAAUUGAAAGCUUAUAUUGCUUUUGCUUUUGCAACAUGAAGUGCUUUAAAGCUUGCAAUAUUUAUACGUGCACAUAUCUUGUUCCAACGACAAUUUGUAAACAUCUAUGUCUCUCUGCAGCCUGUGGAAGAAUUUCUCUUAAAAGCAAUUUGAUGAGAGAUCCAUAGAACUUUCAUGUGAUUGUGGAAUCACGUUUAUCUAUUUAUGUUUUUGAGAUGCUUUUUAUCUAGUGUCAUCUAGGAAUGUAUGUGAACCUGGAUUUGCAUAAGAAGACCUACACUAAGACCAAGGACGGAUAAGAAAGUGGGAUCAAUGCUGUAGUGAAAAGCAACAGAGCUGAGAAAGCACAGAGUGACCCUUUGCCUGGACACCAUUGCAGCUUCUGUAAAGCAGCGAGUAAAGCCAUCUGAAGCCAGGAGCUGCCUUUUCCCAGCCACACUGAACAGCUUCUGAGAAACACACUCUGCAUGAACCUUCUAUGGCCUUUUCUCACUUAUCACAGAACCCCAAUAUUCUCUAGGGCAGGAAAUUUCACAGUGGUGUUGUACUUAUGAGAAAAUAUAUCUCCUUGUUAUCCUGUGAGAAAAUCCUGAUAUAAUGAAUCUUAUGUCUUUAUCAGUGGCAUAAAUAAUGUUUUCUAUUUCCAAGUACUUAGCUAGUAAUGUCUAAUAUUCUGUAUUUUCAGUACUACUCUAGCAUGUUCAACACUGCAUCAUGGGAAUCCUGGUUCUGACUGCUAACCAGGAAUUUACAGCACUGCAACAGCACUGGUUUUGUGAACUCUCCGAUAAGACCCUAAGAAUCUGGCUUUGCCCCAUUGCUUACAAUCCUCGAGACAAUCUGGUAACAUCGUUGUUGGAAUAAUAGGUUUAAGUUACUUAAAUAGUUUGCUGAGAAUGCUUUCUUAGUUUUAUUGCUUUGUUGGUAUUCAUGGCUUCAUGGCCAGUCUUCACGAACGAAGAUUUGGGAAAGGUCAUUACCCUUCGAGCCUGCGCAGUGGAUUUUUUUUUAGGUGAGACACAGUGUGCGCUGAACUGAGCCCACCCUUUAAUCCUGAGGUUCAUCUGCUGGGGCCAAGCAAGCUUGGACGGUGGCAGCGAGGUCCUCAGGACGUAGGUUUGUUUAGAGUGACCUUCUCUUAGAUGGAUGGCCUUACGGGGCUGACGAGCUCCAUCUGCCCGGAGGAGUUCCCUGACCAGGAAUCGAACCCAGGCCCCGGUGGUGAGAGCGCCGCAUCCUGACCACUAGACCACCAGGGGUCCUCUUGUUGGUAUUCAUAUAUCUAUAAAUGCACCUGUUUUAACAGGUGAGGCAGCUUUUAUCCAUGGAGGCAAGGGAUCCCUGUAAGAUCACUCCAUGAGGUAAAGAUGAUUGACUGCAGUCUGGGACAGGUUGGAACAGGACAACCUGCCCCCGGUAAGGCCUAGAAUUUGUCCAGAGAGUAUAAGCUCUCUGUGGUGAGCUACUGGCACUGCCAGGGUGCUGUUUGCAUCCAGACGCAGUCUGCUUCAAGUAAGCUCUCGACUGGCCUAUUAAAUCUGUGACUGGCAGUUAAUCACUUUAUGUGAUAAAAGCACAAGCUCCUCUCUCAGAAGAUUGAAAUGCAGGAAUUCCAAGAUCCAAAAUUCCUGUGAAAUUGUCAUCAGACAGAGAGUCGCACUUCAUCAACUCCCUAGUUGCAUAAAGAGGUUUAUUUGUAGAAUUGUUUAAUGUUUUAAGAUCUGCUUUGCAGGAACUGCAGAAACUCAUCAUGUCAUCUAAGCCUGUGAGACUGGACACUCCUGCUCAUCUGUUCCAGCCCAAGGACUGAGUUUAUGUUAAGCUAUGAGACUGAAACUCCUGCAAGCCAAAUAGAAAGAACUGUUUUCAAGUCCAACAGACCAUCUCCAACGUGGACAGAGUUAUCAUCAAGGACCCUGAAUUUCACCCAGGAAGAAGAAAACCUCUGUUCCUGAGAUGAGUAGAGCAACAAAGACUGUUACAAGGACUGUUAAAAUAGUGUUUAAGUUUGCUUCUCUUGUUUGUAUUGCUUAGUAUGGCCAGUAACUAUGAAUUAAGUUUAAAACCUAAAUUUACAUUUGGCUUUAGCAAAAUGCACCAAACAUCCUUUAUAAGUUGAGUGCUGAAUUUGCACUAUGGAUUUGGCUAAAAUUUGGCAACAAGUUUAAAUUACAUAUUGGGUAGUUCUUAAAAAUGUUUCAUUAAGUUCAUUUCCACAAAUUUACUUCAUAGUUACCAAGCUGAAUAUGAAUAGAGCAGCCACUCAUGUUAGUAUAAAAAUAUAGCUUGUUAUAUGGUUAAUGCUAUGUAUGAGUAGUAGAGAUUGAACAAGAUCUUUGAACCUUGUUUAAUCUCUAAAGGGGGGACUGAUGCCUUAAG
Messenger RNA from Pseudopipra pipra, 7880 nucleotides. Its product is annotated as gastrula zinc finger protein XlCGF49.1-like. Gene Ontology annotation, biological process: regulation of transcription by RNA polymerase II. The record is from RefSeq and is a predicted model, not a curated record. Gene Ontology annotation, molecular function: RNA polymerase II cis-regulatory region sequence-specific DNA binding; DNA-binding transcription factor activity, RNA polymerase II-specific. The transcript has 4 exons. The coding region runs from base 529 to 1335 and encodes 268 amino acids. NCBI's taxonomy places the organism in Eukaryota, Metazoa, Chordata, Aves, Passeriformes, Pipridae.